Messenger RNA from Cydia strobilella, 2006 nucleotides. It is a transcript of the gene Arr1, whose product is annotated as arrestin homolog. Gene Ontology annotation, biological process: signal transduction; G protein-coupled receptor internalization. The record is from RefSeq and is a predicted model, not a curated record. Gene Ontology annotation, molecular function: G protein-coupled receptor binding. NCBI's taxonomy places the organism in Eukaryota, Metazoa, Arthropoda, Insecta, Lepidoptera, Tortricidae. The coding region runs from base 45 to 1190 and encodes 381 amino acids. Gene Ontology annotation, cellular component: cytoplasm. The transcript is spliced from 7 exons.
GCCAGCCUCAGUGCUAGUCUAGCAGCGAACUAAGUGCAGUCAAAAUGGUGUAUAACUUCAAAGUGUUCAAGAAAUGUGCCCCGAAUGGGAAACUGACCCUGUAUAUGGCGAAGAGGGACUUCGUGGAUCAUAUCUCGUACGUCGAACCUAUUGACGGCGUAGUGGUACUAGAUGAAGAGUACGUCAGCGGACGCAAAGUAUGGGGCCAGGUGGUGUGCACCUUCCGCUAUGGACGCGAAGAGGAUGAAGUGAUGGGGCUGAACUUUUACAAGGAGCUGUUCUUGGCCUCUGAACAGCUGUACCCACCGCCGGAGAAGAGGAACUGGGAACCCACUCGUACGCAGGAGCGUCUUAUAAAGAAGCUCGGUGCGAACGCAUUCGCGUUCCGUCUGACUGUACCAGCGGGCGCGCCCGGCUCCGUGACACUUCAGCCGGCAUUAGAAGAUGAGGGAGAGCCUUGCGGUGUGCAUUACUACGUCAAGCUGUUUGUUGGAGAUUCUGAGAUCGAUCGUUCGCAUCGCAGGAGCACGAUCGCCCUCGGUAUUCGGAAGGUCCAAUACGCGCCAAGCAAGCCCGGCCCACAGCCUUGCACCGUAGUCCGCAAGGACUUCGUACUUUCUCCUGGACAACUAGAGCUAGAGCUGACCCUGGACAAGCAGCUGUACAUGCACGGAGAGAGCAUCGCUGUCAACGUGUGCAUUCGUAAUCAUAGCAACAAGGUGGUCAAGCGCAUUAAGGCGGCUGUGCAGCAAGGAGUUGAUGUGGUGUUGUUCCAGAGUGGGCAGUAUAACAAUAUUGUUGCCAGUGUAGAGACACAGGAUGGAUGCCCACUACAGCCUGGAUCCAGCUUGCAGCGUGUGCUGCACCUAUCUCCUGCUUUGUCUGCCAAUCGUGACAAGCGCGGCAUCGCCCUUGACGGUCAGCUGAAACGCGGCGACACCACGCUUGCUUCUACCACUCUGGUGCUGGACCCAGAGCAACGCGACGCAUUCGGCAUCGUGGUCUCCUACAGCGUCAAGGUUAAGCUGUACCUCGGCGCACUCGCAGGAGAGCUCGCCGCCGAGCUGCCUUUCAUCAUGAUGCAUCCCAAGGAGGGGCGCGCCAAGAUGAUCCAAGCGGACUCCCAGGCCGACGUGGAGAUGUUCAGGCAGGACACUCUGCAUCACCAGGAGAGCAUCGAGGUCUACUAGGAAAGGGUGGAUUGGGCUAUAGUAUCAGAUGAUCAAGUUGCACAGUAUCAGCUGUUAAAGUGAAGUUCGUUUCUUGAGUUUCUGGGCCAUUCGCCGCAUCAAACAAUGUCGAUUGCCUGAACUUCAUAAUUUGAUUCGGCGACCACAUAUUUUGGUGAACGAUGCACAUUAAUGUUACCCGUAUACCAACGUCUUUAAUUAGACUGCUAAUAGUAAAAACUGGAAAAUUGCUAAUGUUGUGCAAAUAUUGAUUAGAAUAAUUGUACUGUCAGGCUAAUUGUGUAGUAUUUCUUUUCUGACUCAGGAGUAAAGAAACAGGGUGUUAAUAUGAAUCAUAUUUUCGGCUUUUUUUUCAAUAGUUUUGGUCAUUUUUAUAGUACCAAUUUAAUUGUCAAAAAUCGAUAGACUAUAAUAGUACAAAGCGACAACACUUAUUAUACUCGCCCUCAACCAAAAUGACGACUAGGGCAAUCAAACCCUUUAGCUCGCGUUAUCAGUUUCCCAUUGUAUUGCACGGAGCGAGCGGAGACCAUUAGUGCAGGUAGUAAACCCACAUAAAGGAAUGUCGAUAUUGUCGAUAGGUUGAGUGAGUGAAUAGAUACAUUUCUUGUGCAAAAUAGAAUUACAUCGACGUUUAAAACACUUCGUAAUCGACACAUUGCCAUCACUACGACCGCCGAGCUUUAUUACCCCUGCCUCGAGUUUUAUGGCCUCAGUCGUCAUUUUGGUUGAGGGCGAGUAUAACCUACUAUAACAUUACACAAUUAGCUAUAUCAUAUUAUGUAUUUAUGCCGUUAUUCUAUUCUUACUUCUAGU